AUGACAGAUGAUACAUAUGCUCAAGUAAAUCCGGACAAGCGUGUUCUAUAUUUUCAAGAAGUUUCCCGUAAAAUUGAUCAUGGAGGUGACGCAAGUCUAAAAACCUUAGGACUUGUCGCCAAACAUCAUGCAAUCAAAGCGAACACCAGUGAUGGAAAACAAUAUCUGAUUGAACGUGUAAAUUCUGACGACCCUAAAGAAUCCACGGAUCUCAAAAAGUCUGCAUUUGGCGGUAAACGAUAUAAUCUUCUGAUUGCCAAUUGUCAACAAGCUACCAAUCAAGUUUCUAAUACACAUUCUGCUUCUUCUGCUAGUAAUGAACCAGCUCAAAACCUUAAUGGACGAAAGAGAACAUCGAAAAUG
This is a messenger RNA of Entrophospora candida, 363 nucleotides long. Lineage: Eukaryota; Fungi; Glomeromycota; Glomeromycetes; Entrophosporales; Entrophosporaceae. The record is from the annotation of a GenBank genome assembly.